This is a messenger RNA of Halichondria panicea, 5175 nucleotides long. RefSeq lists its product as uncharacterized. The transcript has a single exon. Gene Ontology annotation, molecular function: nucleic acid binding; zinc ion binding. The coding region runs from base 726 to 3434 and encodes 902 amino acids. The record is from RefSeq and is a predicted model, not a curated record. NCBI's taxonomy places the organism in Eukaryota, Metazoa, Porifera, Demospongiae, Suberitida, Halichondriidae.
ACCCCAGAAACCCACAGUGUUAAACUACCAAAAAUCGAUAUUCCUACAUUCGAUGGCGAAAUGCUACAUUGGCAAACCUUUUGGGAGCAAUUUGGCAUUGCAGUUGACGAACAACCUCACAUCUCCGAUACCGAGAAACUAGUAUACCUCCGUCACUCUCUAAAGGACGGUUCAGCCAAGCAUGUAAUUGAAGGCCUAUCGCACUCAGGCAAUCAGUACAAAGAAGCCAUCGACUCUCUCAAAGCUCGAUAUGAUCGACCACGUAUCGUACACCAAACUCACGUCAGGAAAAUAUAUGAUGUACCAAGCUUAAAGGAUGGAUCAGGCAAAGAACUCAGACGUUUCCAUGACACUGUUCAACAGCAUCUGCGAGCACUCAAAGCUAUGGACAAAGAACCCACUGGCUCCUUCAUCACUGCCCUGUUGGAAUUGAAACUUGACAAGGACACUAUGUUUGAAUGGCAAAAGGCUAGCCAAGACUCCAAGAAAACACCUCACUACGAUGAUUUGCUCAAGUUUCUUGACCUUCAUGCCCAAGCCUCAGAAACCUGCUCAAGUGAGCCUAGAAGAUAUUAUCAUCAGAUAUACGGAAACCAUUUCCCAAAUCAGCAGCCUCCUUUGUGGCGAAUUCACAAUCGCCAGAUGCACCUAAUUGUUCGAUAUGUAAGACUCAGAAGCAUCCCUUGUAUGCUUGUCCGCAGUUCAAGUUGCUCCCUCACGACAAGAUGUUGUCCACUGUCCGCUCAAGCAAUGUAUGUCUUAAUUGUCUCAAACCAGGUCACUUCUCAAAGAAUUGCGGAAGCAACAAUCGUUGCAGGAAAUGCCAGAAGCCACAUCACACGUUGCUUCACCGUGAGUCUGCAAAAAACAAAGAACAGUCAGAGCCUCCCUCUACCGAAUCUUCUGCUCUAGCAGUAGCACCAAUGGUCUCAAGUUAUGCUCAGUCUGGCUCUGGAACUACACUACUCAUGACUUGUCAAAUGUUUGUAAACGCACCCGAUGGCACUUGUGUCCGAGCGCGCGGUCUACUGGACUCAGGCUCUUCCACUUCAUUCAUAUCCAAGCGAUUGGCUCAAUCUCUCCAACUACCAUUGUCAACUCAGAACAUUCGCAUCUCUGGCAUCACUGGUAUGUCUCGCGGAUCUCCCUUGCAAUCAGUUGCCACAUUCUCAAUCUCAACUCUGUGCCCACCCGUUGAAAGGCUUCAAAUAUCUGCAAUUGUUGUCCCACGUGUCACCUGUGAUCUACCCACUCAACCUGUUCACUUAAAUGCCAAAUGGAGUCACCUCAACGAUCUACACCUUGCAGAUCCCGACUUUGGCCAACCUAACAAAAUUGACAUACUCCUGGGAGUAGACGUCUACGCUGAUGUGCUGUUGCAAGGCCGGCGGAAUGGACCCCCUGGUACACCUACUGCCUUUGAAACUAAGUUUGGAUGGGUACUCACUGGCAAAACAGACAAUCUCAAAGUCCCCUCAAAUGUUGCAGCUAACCAUGCAAUCACACUCUCUGGUGACGACAUUCUCCGCAAGUUCUGGGAAAUUGAAGAAUGCCCAAGAGAUGUCUCAAAUCACUCACCAGAAGAACGCUCUGUUGUUCGUCAUUUUGCUGAAACCCACAAGAAAGGUGAAGAUGGUAGAUUUGUCGUACCACUUCCAAAAAACCCUCGGACAAAACCUCUUGGAGAGUCAAGAUCAUCUGCUGUACGCCGAUUCCUCUCUCUUGAGCGAUAUCUCCACUCAAAGGAUCAAUUUGAUGAAUUUGCUACUGUCAUGAACGAAUACAUGGAUCUCAAACACGCUGAAUGUGUACCAGAAGCAGACAUGCACAAACCCUCUCAAGAAACGUUCUAUUUGCCCAUGCAUGCUGUCCGAAAAGAAGACAGUACGACAACAAAACUCAGAGUUGUAUUUGACGCCUCUGCCAAAUCCAGCAAUGGUAUCUCACUCAAUGACAGCCUGCUUGUCGGACCUACCAUUCACCCCCCUCUUAUUGAUGUUCUCCUUCGAUUCCGUACACAUCGAAUUGUUCUCACCACAGACGUUAGCAAAAUGUAUCGGGCUGUCGAACUAACCACUACCGAUCGCGAUCUCCAUCGCUUUGUGUGGCGGAACAACCCAAAGGACCCUCUGCUUGACUACAGGAUGACUCGCAUCACCUUCGGAGUAUCUGCUUCCUCAUUUGCAGCUAACAUGGCUGUCAAGCAAAAUGCUAUCGACCACGCUAUGGAAUACCCACUUGCAGCCAAGAGCGUGGACACUUCAUUCUAUGUUGAUGAUGGACUCACAGGAGCUGAUACUGUUCAAGAAGCUAUUGAGCUUCAACGGCAACUCCAGGACUUAUUCUCUGCAGGAGGAUUUCUUCUAAGAAAGUGGAACUCUAGCGAUCUACGAGCUAUCCAGCACUUGCCAGCAAACCUCAAAGACCCCAAGUCUAUUCAAGAAAUGCCCUCGAUGGAAGAAUACACAAAGACACUUGGAAUUCAAUGGAAUGCUCCCAAGGAUUGUUUCAAACUGUCUGUACCUUCUCCCACACCACUGGAAACUCUGACAAAACGUGGUCUUGUCUCAGAUGUUGCCAAGACUUUUGAUGCCCUAGGUUGGUUUUCUCCCUCUACUAUCAAGGCCAAGAUUCUCAUGCAGCAGCUAUGGGAGCUAAAGGUUGACACUGUGCCUGAACAUGUCCAUGACGCCUGGCUACAAUGGAGAACAGAACUGCACCUACUCUCACAGAUACCCAUUCCCCGAUGCUACUUUGACAAGAAGUCCAAACCCUUCUUAACAGAAAUCCAUGGUUUCUCGGACGCUUCUGAACUUGCUUAUGCAGCUGUAGUCUAUCUACGCAUCACAGACACCUCUAAUCGUAUCCACAUUGCUUUGGUGAUGUCUAAGAGCAAGGUGGCACCCAUCAAGCGGCUAACUAUCCCUCACCUAGAGCUCUGUGGAGCUCAACUACUGGCUCGACUAAUCCAUCAUAUCAUACAAGUACUCGAUAUUCCCCUCUCACUCACACAUGCUUGGACCGACAGCACAAUUGUACUAAAUUGGCUGGAUGGAAGUCCUAGACGCUACAAGACAUAUGUUGGAAACAGAAUCUCAACCAUAGUCGAUCUCAUCCCUCCUGACAAAUGGAGACAUGUUCACUCAGCUGACAACCCAGCUGACUGUGCCUCAAGAGGACUCUACCCCUCAGAACUCCUUGACCACUCUCUCUGGUGGAAUGGACCCACUUGGCUUAAAGAACCACCAACUAAUUGGCCUGAAAGACUACCUCUCCCUCCAAACAAACUUAAAGUUGAUGAAAAAGAAGUGUCACUACUUGUACUCACUCAAGAUCUCACACCCAUCAUCCCUAUGGAUCGAUUUUCAAAUGAUGACUCCUUAAAACGUGUUGCUGCUUGGACCCUUCGUUUCAAUCGAAAUUCUCGAAUAUAGCAGAACGGAUCAAUUCAUCUCACAACCACUGAAUUGCAAGCAGCAGAAAAUUACUGGAUCAAGGUCAUUCAAGCAACUCACUUCGCAGCUGACCUGGAUUCACUCCAAAGGAUCUCUCCAACUCCAGUUCACUCUUGUCUCUGCAACCAUUUAUCGAUGAUUCUGAUAUUCUCAGAGUAGGCGGUAGAAAACAACUUUCUCAAACCUCCAACUAUCAGUCUCGACCAGGUAUUUUACAUCCUCUCACCCACUUAAUGAUACGACAUGAACACCAGCGAUUACUACAUGCAGGUCCUACUCUACUCUCUGCCUCCCUAUCCAGACGUUGUCACAUUGUUGGUGGACGUAAGGUAGUCAGAUCAGUUGCUAGGAAAUGCAUUAUUUGCCACAGGUACACAGCAAGACCCAAACCUCAGAUGCUUGGACAACUCCCUAUCAAAAGGAUCACACCUGGCUCGGUAUUUGACAAAGUCAGAGUCGACUAUGCUGGUCCUUUGAUGAUCAAAUAUGGACACGUUCGUAAACUCACAGUAGUCAAUUUAAAGCCUACAUCUGUGUGUUUGUUUCUCUAACAGUGAAGGCAGUCCAUCUUGAAUUAGUGACUGACCUCACCUCAGACGCAUUUAUUGCGUGUCUGAAACGCUUCAUCUCUCGACGCGGCCUCCCCUCGCUCAUUUAGAGUGAUAAUGGCACUAACUUCGUUGGAGCUGCUCGAGAACUCAAAGAUCUCUACCAAUUCCCAAAUGCAAUCCACUCAAGAAAAUGUUAAUCACUACCUCAGUGAUAAGAAGAUUACCUGGAAGUUCAUUCCCCAGCAUGCACCUCACUUUGGCGGCAUCUGGGAAGCAGCGGUCAAAUCUACAAAGACUCAUUUGAGAUGAAUUCUAGGUGAUGUAAAAUUGACGUAUGAAGAACUUUCCACCCUCUUGACCCAAAUUGAAGCGACCUCUCAUUCCACUCCCUAAUAAUGACGAUGGAAUUGAAGCUCUCACACCUGGUCAUUUCCUCAUCGGGAAGCCACUGACAGCUCUCCCAGAAGUCACCCCCACAGGAUGCACCUCCCCCCUCAAGCGUUGGCAGUUGUGCAAGUCUCUACUCAGGCACUUCUGGAAGCGAUGGUCCUUAGAAUACAUCUCCCAACUUGGACGCUUUAACAAAUGGCGGCACCCCACUCGAAAUAUUCAACCUGGUGAUUUAAUUGUAAUCCAUGAAGAUUCUCUGAUAUCUACCAAAUGGCCUCUUGCCCACGUAAUCGAAGUUCACCCAGGAAAAGACAAUUUAGUAUGCGUGGCAACGAUUAGAACCACUAACGGAACUUAUACUCGGCCAAUAACGAAACUCGCAGUAACCCUGCCGAAUGAUGAACAAUUUGACAAUUGAACACUCAAUCUCCUCACCUCUUUUGUUUUGUAAGACCAUCCGGUCUUGGCCGGUGGUAUGUUCACGCUCAAUGUACCUUACUUUAAAUUAGAACCUUAUUAACACCUUAUGUUAUGUAAUAUUUACUACUACCUUAACCAUGAUUUGAUGUUGAUGUUGAUAUCAUACUCUUUUCUCAUUGUUAGUGCUCCACUUCCUCCCUUUGUUGUUAUGCGAGCUUCUGGGGCCCCGCUCCACGUAUUUAAGGUUUUGUUUACUUUUUUUGCCUCACUUCACUUUAACUUCGUUUUACCCUCACUUUACCCUGUAUUGUCAGUUGAUGUUUUGCUUCUCAAUCUAAGAAUUUGGUUAAGAGCUACAC